AUGCCGGAAGGAUCUGUCGACACGAACACUGUGAUCUUUUGUCUCAGGGCAAAGGUAGGAUAUUCGGGGAUUUCGAAACGAUUUGGCGAUAAUUUUCAGUUUCAUAUUCUGAUAAUCGUUGCGAUUCACAUUGUCAGCGGUCUGGCGAUUGUUGGAACCGGGCUCGGCGAGCAGUAAUUUCAAUUUUAGCAAAAGAAGUGUAAGCGAAGUGUAAGUUCAGUUUCUCGCACAAGGACAAAGUGGACAAGGUCGGAGAGACAGUCGGAGCGUCGAAGGCCGACGUGAAACACGCGCAGACAGUGACCGAUGUCGUCGGCGGAUUUGUGCUUUUCUGUCUUUUCCUUCCGGCGUUUGCAUGUGUAGGCUUCUUUUUCAUCUGCCGAUCCGACACGCUUCGUUUCAGUGCAUCAACGGCUUGAUCGCGUCGGCAAUGUUGUGCUGUAAAUCCAAGUGCUGUUUCGGAUACUAUGCAAUCAUGAACACGAUCGCGCUCGCCGCCACCGCCUACUGUGCAAUCAGCUCGUUCGUCAGCGAUGCGCCCGUUUACACGUUCACCAGCAUUUCCGUCGUCCUUUGGUUCAAAUGUGAAUCAUAUUUGGCGGCUGCACAUAUCGUAUCUUUCAGGGACCGUCCGUCUCGUCGGCGCCCUCGGCAUCCUGGCUAUUCUCAACGGAGCAUACUGCACACUCAUUCUUUGUCGUUUGAGGUGAGCAUGACGUGGCCUGGAGAAAACUAGGCCAUAUCUGGAAUACUUUAGCUACUGUGAUCGUGAGGUUGGCGGCAAAGACCGUCUGGAUUUGUACUCGAUCGAUGACGAUUGUGAUGAAGACGUGGAAAAGUGGAACCGAGGACGCAUUCAUUUUUAA
This is a messenger RNA of Caenorhabditis sp. 36 PRJEB53466, 866 nucleotides long. NCBI's taxonomy places the organism in Eukaryota, Metazoa, Nematoda, Chromadorea, Rhabditida, Rhabditidae. The record is from the annotation of a GenBank genome assembly.